Messenger RNA from Rattus norvegicus (Norway rat), 11578 nucleotides. The record is from RefSeq and is a predicted model, not a curated record. Lineage: Eukaryota; Metazoa; Chordata; Mammalia; Rodentia; Muridae.
GGGCGGCCGGCGCCUAGCUAGCUCGUUCGCCUUUUGUUCCGGCGUGCGAGGAACUGGGCCGACCGAGGAGCUCGGGCGUGCGUGUGUAAAUCAGAAGGCGUUUGGCUCGGAGCCAUGUUUUUUUUCCCCCCUUCUCCUUAAUUGUGCAGACAGAAAAAUCCCUUCCACCGGUUUUCCCGGGGAGACGGGCUGCGCCGGCCCGGCCUCCCCACAGUCCCUCGUUUGCUCUGUCGGCCUCCGGGUCCCGGGGCGGCUCUCUUUCCUUUUUCUCUUUCCUGCUCUUCCCACCUUCAGCCAAGCGGGGCCAGCCAGCGGGUGAGCGGGGUGUCUGCAAAGCAGCCCGGUCACCUGUCGUAGCAGCUGCAUGGAAAUCCCGGCGCUUUUGCUGUCUGGAGCCUGUGCGGUUUCCUCUGGCAAAUCACGGAGAUUCCGCUCCCAGAACCAACCCUUCCUCUUUUGCUCUGCACUCUCUUAACCCAGCUCCUGAUGCUGAUGUGAAGUUUCACCGUUUGGGGACAAUUAGCAAGGAGGUGUCCACUUCUUUCUUUCAGAGGCACCGCUUGCUUGGGAAGAGUUGGAAGAGUCCAUCCAGGACCUUCAAGGCAUGAAUAAUCUGACGGUUCCUGAAUUGACGGGGAAAACAAACAUAUCAAGUGCCAUUUGAAGAGUGUGUCUACAUGUGUAAAACUUUUUCUCAUCAUAUAAACUUUUUCAUAAGAAGACAUUCCGAACAUCAAGAGUUUUGUAACUGAUGAAAAUUAAAAAAUUAAUUUAAGCAUCAGAUGGAACAACUUUCUACUGUUGGGAGUCAGGAGUCCAUGGAGGACAGCCUGUCACUAAUGGCAGAUUUUCCUUACAGUGUUCAUGGGCAAAAGCAACUUCACAGAAGAAAAAAUCGCGCAGAUCAAGUCUAAAGAAAAUCUCUCCAGUGUAAAGAAGGAGCAGACUUAAAACUCUGGAUUGAAGUUCAGUAACUUUCACUGUGGUGGUGGCUGCAGUAAGGGGACAGAUCUGAAAAGGAGCGGAUUCCUUUGUGUCUUCAGCUCUUUGAAUUUUUUAUUUAUUGUUUAUCUUUUCUGCAUAUAUAUGCUAUUUUAAAAUAUUAAUUGGAACUGCCAAUUACAAAAUAAUAUCGAGAAAAGCUUUUCUUGGUCUAAAGAUGUGAACAGGCUUGAAUGUGAACAGGAAGGUAUCUUUUAGCAGCACUUGGAGCCGGUCUUGGGAGGUGGUGCAGCUUGGAGAACUCUGAUACACAUGCUUGGGUAGAUGGUUUAAAGAUUUGGCUCUGAGAAGAAUGUUAUUUAAUAGACAUAAUUCUAAGAUUGCUUUUUCAUUAAGGCAGAAAAAUACAUGAUCUUUAUGAGUGAAAAAGCAGGGAAAUGAGAGAAAGGAGAAACAGAAUCCUGUAGCUUGACUCUCUGUAAGCAAGAAGUAGGAGCAAACUAAGGGAAAUACUUGGUCCAUUUAGAUAGCAGUUUACUCACACUCAGUGACCUGCUGGCCUCCACCUCUGCUGAGGGAAGGGGCUUUGCUCCAGUCUCUAUGGCACUGAGGGUUGUUCCGGUCCAUGGAAGAGUCAUUCUAGGAAGCCUCGUGUUCCUAGGGAUACAGGGCCGGUCUUUGAGACAGGAAGCUUCUGGCUGUGAACAGUGGAGGAAGGAGUGAUUUUCUUGUGAAAACUUUGGCUGCUGUCUGCAUGAGCUCUGCUCUGACUUUGCACGUUAGUGUGCCUUUCCCUUUAUGCAGCCUUUUCCAGCUGUACAGCAGAAACUUGCCUAGUUCAGAAAACGUGCCAGAGGGUGGCUUCAGAGGGAAGAUGAUCUUGUGUGAUCAUUCUCUGCAUUUGAACUGUUGAAUAGAGAAAUCCAGCUAGAGGGAUUCUUACCGCCUUACUUGAAAUCUAUGUGUUUGUAACCCCUUAUCUCUGGAAUUACAUUACAAAAAACAAACAAAACAAACAAAAAACCAAAAAACUGGAAUCUCAGGCUGAGAAUAAGAAGACUGAGUAAAAGUGAAGAGAACAGCUUCUCCAUCAUCACUACUAACAGCUCUUUCUCCAAAGGAUUAACAUGUUUUCCCCUUAAGGACUUGAGAAUGAGAACGGACCCCAUGUGUUUUUAGGCAUUACCUUUCUUAGCAGACUGAUGUUAUCUUUUAUAGAGUUUUUUCACUAUGCAUUUGGUGGAUCUUUAUAAGCUAUUGACCUAAUUGGACUCUAGAUCAGUUGUAGCUAAAGGAGAAAAACAAACCAACAGAACCUAACCACAAAAAAUAAGCCAAUAAAAGAACUUGGUUUGAAAUUCCACAGUACUUCUGAAGUGAAAUACUUCACUGAAAAGUAUGUAUGCAGCAGUGGAGCAUGGACCUCUGCUUUGCAGCGAUUCCAACAUCCUCUGCCUGUCCUGGAAAGGGCGUGUCCCCAAGAGUGAGAAGGAGAAGCCUGUGUGCAGAAGGCGCUACUAUGAAGAAGGAUGGUUGGCCACAGGCAAUGGGCGAGGUGUGGUGGGGGUGACCUUCACCUCGAGUCACUGUCGCAGAGAUAGGAGUACGCCACAAAGAAUUAACUUCAACCUACGAGGCCACAACAGUGAGGUUGUGCUGGUGAGGUGGAAUGAACCGUACCAGAAACUGGCCACGUGUGAUGCAGAUGGAGGCAUCUUUGUGUGGAUCCAGUAUGAAGGCAGGUGGUCUGUGGAACUGGUCAAUGACCGUGGCGCUCAGGUGAGUGAUUUCACAUGGAGCCACGAUGGGACUCAAGCUCUUAUUUCAUAUCGCGAUGGGUUUGUCCUGGUUGGUUCUGUCAGUGGACAAAGACACUGGUCAUCUGAAAUCAAUUUGGAGAGCCAGAUCACAUGUGGGAUAUGGACUCCCGAUGACCAGCAGGUAUUGUUUGGCACAGCCGAUGGGCAGGUGAUCGUCAUGGACUGCCAUGGCAGAAUGCUAGCCCAUGUCCUCCUGCAUGAAUCUGAUGGCAUCCUCAGCAUGUCCUGGAAUUACCCCAUCUUCCUGGUGGAGGACAGCAGCGAGAGCGACACAGACUCAGACGAUUAUUCUCCUCCCCAAGAUGGGCCUGCAGCAUACCCCAUCCCUGUGCAGAACAUCAAGCCUCUGCUCACCGUCAGCUUCACCUCGGGAGACAUCAGCUUAAUGAACAACUAUGAUGACUUGUCUCCCACUGUCAUCCGCUCAGGACUGAAAGAGGUGGUGGCCCAGUGGUGUACGCAGGGCGACUUACUGGCAGUGGCUGGGAUGGAGCAGCAGGCCCAGCUCAGCGAGCUGCCCAAUGGGCCUCUGCUGAAGAGUGCCAUGGUCAAGUUCUACAAUGUCAGAGGGGAGCACAUUUUCACUCUGGACACACUCGUGCAGCGCCCCAUCAUCUCCAUCUGUUGGGGCCAUCGGGACUCCCGGCUGCUUAUGGCCUCAGGACCAGCCCUGUAUGUGGUUCGUGUAGAACACCGAGUGUCCAGUCUGCAGCUGCUGUGCCAGCAGGCCAUCGCCAGCACCCUUCGAGAAGACAAGGAUGUUAACAAGCUGACCUUGCCCCCUCGUCUCUGUUCCUACCUCUCCACUGCCUUCAUCCCCACUAUUAAGCCCCCAAUUCCAGACCCCAACAACAUGCGAGACUUUGUCAGCUACCCAUCAGCAGGCAAUGAACGACUACACUGCACCAUGAAGCGUACAGAGGAUGACCCGGAGGUCGGGGGGCCCUGCUACACACUCUACCUGGAGUAUCUGGGAGGACUUGUACCCAUUCUCAAAGGGAGGCGCAUCAGCAAACUGCGGCCAGAAUUUGUCAUCAUGGACCCUCGGACAGACAGCAAAUCAGAUGAGAUCUAUGGGAACAACUUGAUUUCUACUGUGAUUGACAGCUGCAACUGUUCAGACUCCAGUGAUAUUGAACUGAGUGAUGAUUGGGCUGCCAAGAAGUCUCCCAAAAUUUCCAGAGCUAGUAAAUCGCCCAAACUGCCAAGGAUCAGCAUUGAGGCACGAAAGUCACCCAAGCUGCCUCGGGCUGCUCAAGAGAUUUCUCGGUCUCCCCGAUUGCCCAUGCGCAAGCCCUCCAUGGGCUCACCCAGCCUGACCCGGAGAGAGUUUCCUUUUGAAGACAUCACUCAGCACAACUAUCUUGCUCAGGUCACAUCCAAUAUCUGGGGGACCAAGUUUAAGAUUGUGGGCUUGGCUGCAUUCCUACCAACCAACCUCGGUGCAGUAAUCUACAAAACCAGCCUGCUGCAUCUCCAGCCUCGGCAGAUGACCAUUUAUCUCCCAGAAGUUAGGAAGAUUUCCAUGGACUAUAUUAAUCUGCCUGUCUUCAACCCAAACGUUUUCAGUGAGGAUGAAGAUGACUUACCAGUUACGGGAGCAUCAGGCGUCCCUGAAAACAACCCACCUUGUACGGUAAACAUCCCUAUUGCACCAAUCCACAGCUCUGCUCAAGCUCUGUCUCCCACACAGAGCAUAGGGCUGGUGCAGUCCCUGCUGGCCAAUCAGAAUGUGCAGUUGGAUGUCCUGACCAAUCAGACAACAGCUGUAGGGUCCGUAGAGCAUGCAGGUGAUGCUGCUACCCAGUACCCAGUCUCCAGCCGGUACUCCAACCCUGGACAGGUGAUUUUUGGAGGUGUAGAAAUGGGCCGAAUCAUUCAGAACCCUCCUCAACUGCCUUUGCCACCACCGCCACCACCACCACCACAGGGGCCCAUUCAGCUGUCUGCAGUGGACCAUGGAGCUCGGGACCAUGAGCACCUGCAGAAGUCAGCCAAGGCCCUGCGGCCAGUGCCUCAGCUGGCUGAGGGGGAUGCAGUGGUUUUCAGUGCCCCUCAGGAGGUCCAGGUGGCAAAGAUGAAUCCCCCACCCCCAUACCCAGGAACUAUCCCUGCUGCCCCCACCACAGCUGCACCCCCACCCCCUCUGCCACCACCACAGCCCCCAGUGGAUGUGUGUUUGAAGAAGGGUGACUUCUCACUGUACCCUACAGCAGCACAUUACCAGCCUCCACUAGGCUAUGAGAGGAUAACCACCUUUGACAGCAGUGGCAAUGUGGAAGAGGUGUGCCGGCCUCGCACUCGGAUGCUCUGUUCCCAGAACACCUACACUCUUCCUGGCCCAGGCAGUUCUGCCACCUUGAGACUCACAGCCACUGAGAAGAAGGUCCCCCAACCCUGUACCAGUGCCACUCUGAACCGACUAACUGUCCCUCGAUAUUCCAUCCCCACAGGGGACCCACCUCCAUACCCUGAAAUCGCUAGCCAGCUGGCCCAGGGGCGGAAUGCUACUCAAAGGCUGGAUAACAGUCUCAUCCAUGCCACCCUACGAAGGAACAACCGAGAGGUUGCACUUAAGAUGGCCCAGCUGGCUGACAGCUCCCGUGCCCCACUGCAGCCCCCAGCCAAGCCUAAGGGGGGCACUGGUGGGGCAGUGGCACAGCUCCCAGCAAGGCCUCCACCUGCCCUAUACACCUGCAGCCAGUGCAGUGGAGCAGGGCCCAGCUCACAGUCAGGUGCAGCCCUGGCCCAUGCUAUCAGCACCUCCCCGCUGGCCUCCCAGUCCUCCUACAAUCUUCUAAGCCCUCCUGACACCUCCCGUGAUCGUACUGACUAUGUCAACUCAGCCUUCACAGAGGACGAGGCCCUGUCUCAGCACUGUCAGCUUGAGAAACCUCUGCGGCAUCCCCCACUUCCUGAAGCCACUGUCACCAUGAAGCGGCCUCCCCCCUACCAGUGGGACCCCGUGCUGGGUGAGGACGUUUGGGUUCCCCAGGAAAGGACAGCACAGCCUACAGUGCCCAACCCCUUAAAACUGUCCCCUCUCAUGAUAGGGCAGGGCCAGCACCUGGAUGUGGCUCGAGUGCCCUUUGUGUCUCCCAAGUCUCCAUCCAGCCCUACUGCCACCUUCCAGACAGGCUAUGGGAUGGGAGUGCCAUAUCCAGGCAGCUAUAAUACCCCCUCUUUGCCUGGAGUCCAAGCUCCGUGUUCCCCUAAGGAUGCCCUGUCCCCGGCACAGUUUGCACAACAGGAGUCUGCUGUCGUACUUCAGCCAGCAUACCCACCCAGCCUUUCCUAUUGCACCUUGCCCCCCACAUACCCAGGAAGCAGCACAUGCUCCAGUUUACAGCUGCCGCCCAUCGCCUUGCACCCCUGGAAUUCCUACAGCACCUGCCCGCCCAUGCAGAAUACCCAGGGCACUCUCCCCUCCAAGCCCCACUUAGUGGUGGAGAAGCCUCUCGUGUCCCCUCCACCUGCCGAGCUCCAAAGCCACAUGGGCACAGAGGUGAUGGUAGAGACUGCAGACAAUUUCCAAGAAGUCCUCUCUCUGACAGAAAGCCCCGUGCCCCAGAGAACAGAGAAAUUUGGAAAGAAGAACCGGAAGCGCCUUGAUAGCCGAGCAGAGGAAGGGAGUGUUCAGGCCAUCACUGAGGGCAAAGUAAGAAAGGAUGCUAGGACUUUGAGCGACUUUAACUCGCUCAUCGCCAGUCCCCGCCUGGGGAGAGAGAAGAAGAAAGUGAAAAGUCAGAAAGACCAACUGAAGUCAAAGAAGUUGAACAAGACAAACGAGUUCCAGGACAGCUCAGAGAGUGAGCCCGAGCUGUUCAUCAGCGGGGAUGAGCUGAUGAACCAGAGCCAGGGCAGCAAGAAGGGGUGGAAAAGCAAGAGGAGCCUGCGGACGGCCAGCGAGCUGGAGGAAUUCAAGGGCCGCAAAGCCAGUGAGAAGGAAGACGGGCGACUGGGCAGCCAGGGCUUCGUGUAUGUGAUGGCCAACAAGCAGCCUCUGUGGAAUGAAGCCACCCAGGUGUACCAGCUAGACUUUGGAGGGAGGGUGACCCAGGAGUCUGCCAAGAACUUCCAGAUCGAGUUGGAGGGACGGCAGGUGAUGCAGUUUGGACGGAUCGAUGGUAAUGCUUACAUCCUAGACUUCCAGUACCCCUUCUCAGCUGUGCAGGCUUUUGCUGUUGCCCUGGCCAAUGUGACUCAGCGCCUAAAAUGAGCAGAGGUCCAGGAGGAGGCAUGGCAGGGGCCUUUGGACACAGUGCUUGUGCUGCUACUGCCCGAGACGACCAGCGACAACGGCGGUAGAGGAGGCCAGCAGGCCUGGGGCGGUGCUGACCUGUAGGCAUGGUUGUCUGAUCAGUUAGCCUUUAAUGUCUCUCCUCUUUUGAUAGAGUGCUGUUUGGAAGCCAAGAUUUGAGGUAUCUUGUGUUCUUGGAGGCAGUGGAGCUUGGCUACAGAAUGUUGUACUGAAUUUACUUCUCAUGACUAGAAUUAAGGGCCUUUGCAAAGAAAACAGAGUGCUUGACCUUGCUCUUCUUCUAGACAUAGGGAGUGUUAGUGUUCAUUACUCAUGUUAUCUGACCUCUGUUACCCCUUCCAACAUUACCACUCACAAAACACACACACACACACACACACACACACACACACACACACACACACACACAAAAUUUUUUUUUAAACACAACCAGAUCUCUGGAAGAUUCAGCUUGUAUUGGGUUGGGGAGAACAGCAUUUCAUUCACAGAUGUCCGCUGCUUACAAAGGUACCUGGAUGAAUGAAGGACACAUGCAAAUGCCUUGUGCUUGGCUCAUGUAAGCACCGUAGAUGGGUGCUGUCGCCAGUGUGAAUGUGAUUUGAUAGGCAGUGGGUUACCAUGGAGACAGGCUCACAUGCAGACAACUGGAUGAGCUGGUGGUUGGCUUAUGUAUGCGAGGGUUAUUUCCCAAGGAUACUAGUUGGAAAGCACCCUGGUUUCUUGUGUCAAAAUUAAUCCUGUCUGACUUUGGAAGAAGGUAAGAAACUUCAGUAAGUGGGCAAACUCAGGCUGGAUAGAACUAGGCUUAUGUCAUUGUCCUUAGACUGGCUGGUCACCAGAUACCUCCCUCCACUUGUCAAGAAGCAGCCUUCAUUCUCCUUACUCCCUUGUUUUAAUCUGGAACAUUUUACUGUAGACAUCUUUCUCUUUAGAUCCUAUUGCUCUUUCUUUUCUAAAAUGUGGGUGAGACUUGAUUUGCAUCUACACCUUUCCUUCCCUUGUCCACAUUAAAAUUCAUUUGAUUUGAAUGUUUUCCAUAAAUUAUAAGUGUAAUAAAAAUAUGUAUGCACUUCCCAGGAUAUUAAAAGAGGGUUGUGGUCAAAUCUCUGGGGGAAACUCCCACAAUAUGCUGUAAGUGUGGAGGCCGUACUAAAAGAUGACCCACAGGAAAGCCUUGCUAAGACUGUCUGUGCUCUCCACAAUAUGCUGUAAGUGUGGAGGCCGUACUAAAAGAUGACCCACAGGAAAGCCUUGCUAAGACUGUCUGUGCUCUCCACAAUAUGCUGUAAGUGUGGAGGCCGUACUAAAAGAUGACCCACAGGAAAGCCUUGCUAAGACUGUCUGUGCUCUCCACAAUAUGCUGUAAGUGUGGAGGCCGUACUAAAAGAUGACGCACAGGAAAGCCUUGCUAAGACUGUCUGUGCUCUGUUCAUUCUGCCUGUAGCAUCUUUGCGAAAUUUCUUCCUGUGUGAACACACCCCGGCAAAUACCCAGACCUUGUAGUAAGACCCAGUUCUUGCUGUUGCUGCUACCUGUGAUGCUUAUUCCCAGAGCACAAAAGCUUUGACUUUUGAGUUGGGCUUUAUUUGAAAGCUGACCAGUGGGAGAUGCUACAGGAAAUUCUUUUUGACUUAAACAUUGUUUUGGUUUCCUCCUCUUCCUCUUCCUCCUCUUCCCCCUCUUCCUCCUCCCCCUCUUCCUCUUUUUCUUUCUUGUGCUUGAUUUAAGAAUUAAAAAAUAAACUGGUUUCUUUAGCUGAGCAAAAUAAAAUUACUCAUCUUUUUUUUUUUAAUUACAAAGAAAUACUGACAAGAACAUCUCCCAGUUGAUAUUGGAGUUUUCCAUUUUAUAAUUUAAAAUAUGGGAGCUGAUUCCUAGGUGGGUCAGUUGUCCAAGAAAGAGUUGAGCAGUAUAUCCAGAGUUACUGUGUUUACGUAAGUUCCUGUCGCUUGGUAAGGUGUCUCAGUGCUUUUCAUUAGUUGUGCAAUACUGUUGUAGCCUCUGUUUAUGGAAUAAUUUAAAUGCAAUUUUCUUUGUUCUGUUGUCUAAGAGAUAGUUAUUUAUCUUGCUCUUUAUAGUAUUCUUGGGAACUAUUUUGUUACUAUGUAUUAGUGAUUUAUGCCCCUUUAUUAUUUAUUUAGAAGAAUAGUACCUUUGUAAUGAGUUAUUUGGUGGCAAUAUAUUUUGCUGCAAAGAAUAAAGAGAAUAUGACAGAAUUUUUUUUUUUGGCUUGGGUGCUUUAUAACUUUCUUGAAAGUUGGGAUAAAAUCUUAUUAAUUCCUUAAAAAAAUAAACUUACUCUUUAUCUCAGUAUUGAUUGUAUGCAAAAUAAGCUCUGUCUUUGAGAUAGCAUACCAUAAGAUAGUACUUCUUAUUUGAAAAUGUUAGUUUUAAAUGAAAUGUGAUAGGACACAAGGAAGGAUGAGAGGUCUGAGAUAAGAGUCUCCAAAGAGGUCCUUAGUAAAUAAUCUUUAGGUUUGAGGUUUGGUUUGGUUUUUUAGUUAAAAUUGGCCUUUUCAAAAAUGCAAAAUUUAUACUUACAACUUUGCUAAAUAUGAACAAAUAUGGAAGAAAUCCCUAAAAGAUACUUUCUGUCCAGGGAGAUGCGGGCUUCUGUCUGGUCUUGAGCAGUGCUUGACCUGUGAGCUGCAGGAGUACCUGCCCCUCACUAAACUCCUCUCCCAGACAGAAGAGUGAGUCUCAGGUCCCAGGUGGACAGUAGGCUGCUGCCUGCAGCAGCUGUGACAUAGUAUCAUUUAAGGUAAUGGCUUCUUCCAGUCAACAUCACUUGAUUAAAUUCUCCUCAAAUUAAGUAACUGAAUUCUAGGUAUUUCAUGGUUAUUAGCAAUUUGUGAAUGUCACAAUGUCUCAUUGGAUCCAUAAAUUGGAAACAGUCAACUACAUAGAGGCCUAUAGGAAGAGUAUAUUAACCAACAUGAAAGCUAGUGUUAGAUUUAUUUGGCUCUAGUGUCAUCAAAACAAAAGUUGUGGGUGAAUAUACACUGCCCAUUUGAAUGUAUAGCUUGAGAAAAACAGGGACCACCACAUCUAGAAAUACUCAGCUCUCAUGGGCAUACAAAGAAAAGCUUUUGCAUGUUGGUGCUUUUCAUGUAAUGUUCAUUCUGUAAUCAAAGGCCAGGGGCUCAAAAUCAAGGUCGAAUUGUUCUGUCACAGGGAUAGAGUGGCUUUGGGCAAGCCCCUGGGGUGUCUGGCCUCCUCAUGUCCAUCUCUUAAAUGAAAAGGCAUGCCUCACAAGCUCAAACACUACAUUCUAACUCCUGUAGUCUGAGAGGUCAAAAUUUAGCAGCUCAUCUUCCCCUUGCCAGGGUGAAAGUAUGUUUCAAAACCUGCUACCUAUGUAGAAAACAUUUUCAUGAGCCUGUAAGCUAUCUACUGUCUCCUGAACAGAAACCAGCAGGUUUACCCCUAAGUUUGUUUAGAAUAAUGUUUAUUAUACUAAAAAUUAUAGAAGCAUCAAAUGCAAGUACAGUGGAAGUCCCCUCUGAGUGUGUUGUACUCGGUGAGCAUUCUCAAGAAAAAUAAAGCACUACCUGGAUGUAAAACUGGGGGUGGGUUCAGAAAGAAGAGUGCUGGCAAAGGCUCGCCUCUUUUGGUGUGCUCAUGUGUGACAAUGCUACACCAAAGGGAGCCUGUGCUGUCCUGUGGGCUGUGGACAGGUUGACAGCACUAGCUGGUUUGAACUGUCAUUUGAGUUCCUGGGAGUUUAUGAUAGCGUACAGUUCAGAAGUCUACACCACUGUGUAUCUCCUUAUCUCUGGCUGAUAAACUCUUGAGGAUUGUGACUUACUUUGUUUCCAUUUUCUUCAGCUUUGUGCAGUUCUCUUGUACUUUAACUGUAUCUAUAUUUUCUGUUUACAAGUUAAUUUUAAGGGGAAGGGUAGGAUUUUAAGAUCUUGGUUAUUGUAGAUAAUUUUUUUCUCGUGUUGUAGAAAAGCAUGGGUUAUACAUUUGAGUGAAAAGGCACUGUAUUAUUUACCAAAGGUGUAUUGUUUGCAUUUGUUUAUAAAUGCAUUAUUUUAGUACUGUAAAUUUGGGCAUAACUUCUGAGUUUACUACUAUUGCUUCAGCUGGCAUCUGUCUUUCUCCUUCUCCGUCAUCCCCAUAAAUGUGCAAUGUGGGGUGCAUAGGUCACAGACCAAACAAGACCACCAGCAUGUAAUUGUCCACACUUUGGGAACAGCGUGCACUGUUUCGUACACAUCAGUCCCUCCAGUGUUGGUUUUUUAAUUUUUUUUAUUUUGUUUAUAAAUUCAGCAUUUUGCUUUAACCUUCCGGAAAGAUCUGUUGAGAGUCCCCAUUGCAUCUCAAUGAGCUCUCUCUUAUUUGCCUAUCUUUGUAUGUAUUUUGUAUACUAGAUUGUGCAGGACGUAUUCUAGAAGGGAUCAAUGGUUUGCAUUCAAAAUGAUGUAGUUUGUCCAAAAUAUUUUGCCUUUAAAAUUGAAAUGGGUUAAUCUCAUUUUUUUCUUGAUGAUUUGAAAUUGUAAGAUUUGUCCAGCUAUUGCUUAAUAAAAUUUUGCGGAUCAAAAAAGAUCAA